Molecule: messenger RNA, 2711 nt
Organism: Fundulus heteroclitus (mummichog)
Lineage: Eukaryota; Metazoa; Chordata; Actinopteri; Cyprinodontiformes; Fundulidae
Product: transforming growth factor beta activator LRRC32
Exons: 2
Coding region: 9-1967 (652 amino acids)
Cellular component (GO): extracellular matrix
Molecular function (GO): protein binding
Source: RefSeq, a predicted model, not a curated record
CAGACACAAUGGGUAGACACGCGUUCUCUAAUCUCUUACUCCUCUGGUCAAUCACCCAUGGUCUUUACAGACCUGGAGGGACUCAUCAUGUUCCAAAGAAGCAGUCCUGGAACAACCAGAACCUCUCCUAUGUCCCUCUGGAUCUGGAUGGGGGGCUCCGAACACUCGAUCUGUCAAAUAACUUCAUCACACAGUUACACGUGCUUGCUCUGCCGUACUUGGAGAAGCUAGACCUGAGCGGCAACCAGCUGGAUCUCAUCUCCGAGGGGGCUUUUGGAAACCUGGCCCGACUCAAACACUUGAAUCUGUCCAGGAAUCGACUGAGUGUCAACUUUGGCAGCAACAGCAAAGCCCUCGGAUCCCUCAGCGGACUCAGGAGCCUGGACAUAUCGAUGAACGGCUUGAGCAAUGGCGCUGCUGAACUUGUGCUGAGAAACAAGUCUUCUCUUGGUCAACUUACGAUGAAUGGUAAUAUUUUGAUAAAACUGUCACCCAGCCUGUUCCGAGAGAGCCAAAACAUUAGGAGUCUUAUUAUUGAAGAUAAUCUGAUUUCAGAAAUAGAACCGCAGACGUUUGACCCGCUACGCCGAUUGGAAUCGCUCAACUUGGCAAGAAACAAUCUUGCAUUUAUCUGUGAUUUUACGCUGCACCAGGUGAAAUAUUUGAAUCUCAGCAGGAAUUCAGUGAAGGUCUUUGUUACGCGUGAGAAUGCUGCGUUGUACAAUCUUGAAGUGCUUGACCUCAGUCACAACAAGUUGCUAUACUUUCCAAUUCUACCAAAAGUGAACGGACUAAAGUAUCUGCAUUUGCAGAAUAAUUUCCUUGGUGCCCUGGAUCCAGAGGCUGUGAUGGUAACUGAAGUUAACUCUCUUUAUCAGGACAUUGUAAAUGAGAAAAUACGUAGAAAGAAUUAUCUACAUGCAAACUGGAAGCUAAUGCCCCUGGUUUACAUUGACCUGAGCUUUAACCACUUCACCUCUUUUCCUAUUGAGACACUGAGCUUGCUUUACUCCUUAGAAACACUGAAUUUUAGUUAUAACUGUUUGCAAAACAUAAACUGGGACGUUAGGAAUUACAGCGAUCGAAGGCAAGUUCGUCAAAUAGUUUUUCCCUCCCUAAAGCACCUCGACCUGCAGAGCAACGGUCUUACCCGUGUGUCCCCUCUCUUCCUUAAGGCGCUCGCGAAAAUUGAAACGCUGAAUCUGCAGGACAACUCAGUGCAACCCUGCGGCCUUUUGAGCACGUCUCUGUCAAGAAAGCAUGCCGAUCUCAAUUCUUCCUGCGCUGCAUUUGGCCAGCUGAACACUCUUAAACACCUCAACCUCAGAGAAAAUGACAUAAAUAUACUUCAACCAAACACCUUUCAGGGCACCUCACUGAUUUCCUUAAACCUCGCAAAAAACCUCCACAUGGUGAUGCACGAGAGGGCACUGGAAGGUGUGCAAACAACAUUACAGUCUUUGAUUAUCAGUGGGAUAGACGUGAACAGCUCGGGUCUGCCUUUACCCUGCAUGCCCGCGCUGACUGGGCUGAACAUGUCAAACAACAAACUCAGCAGGACGCCUGACAGCUUCGGCUGCUCUUCUCUAAGAGAGGUGGAUCUACGAAACAAUGCUUUCGUGACCCUAAACUAUUCUUUGGUUGAGGCUGCGUCCGCCAACCUGACUACGGUGUUUCUUAGCGGGAAUCAUUUCAACUGCUGUGACAGCGGAUGGCUGACGGUCUUAAACGAGAUGAGGGUUAGUCUGCCUGACAUCGACCAGGCCGAAUGCUUUACGCAAGAGAGGAACUUGACGAUGCGAGAAUACCUGAAAAGCCCUUUGCUUCACUGUUCCUUUCAAAAAGAGGGCCAAGGAGUUCAUUUUGGACAAUUGAUUAUAACAGUGAUAUUUAUGACCGUAUUUUCAUCAGUUCUUAUUUUUUUUAGCAGGAAGGUCUGUUGCUCCCAGAGAUCUUUUGUGGUGUGACAGAAAAGUCUGUUUCUACACAAUCUGCACAGUCUACAGCUCUGGCUAAAUGUUUAAAUGCACUCACCAUUUAGAGAAAGUGAUUCAUUUUGGGCUUUUAAUGAGGCAUUUGUGUUGCUCUUUUUCCAUGAUGGAAUAAUUCUGAAUAUUUAAAUAAUAGUUUCAUUAUUAUCCAAAAAAAAAACAAGAACUGGGUGCACUGAAGUAAUUUACUAUGGACAAUCUCAAAUCUAUAUAGCAGCAAAAUCAUACAUAAGUUCAAAUAUAUGCAUAUUACCCCUACUAACAUUUAAAUUCAUUCCCAUUGGCAAGUUGUAGAACCACAUGUUUGUUAAACCCAUCGACAAGCUUGUGACCCAAGUCUGACUGUGUGACUUCUAUGUGGGAUGGAAUUGGAGGUGCUCAUUUAAAUUGCUUGGUUUAUUGGCAAGGAGACAAUUUUUAGUCAUAGUCCGUCAUUUUCAAUGAGGUUUAGGUUCGGGCCAAUCCAGAAGCUUAAUGCUAAUUAAACUCUCAUUAAUGUUUGCAUACCCCUCUUAGGCAGCCAAGAGACCUUGUCAGAUAUAAAUAUUUGAAAAUAUGGCUGAAUACAAUUAUUGUGCGAUGUGUAACGGUACAUUUACAUUAGUUAAUGUAAACUUCAUACUGAAAGAAGUCUAUUUGAUAAAUGGCGAGUUUUCUGUUUAGAACAGUGACUGUAAUUGUGGGGCUUUGACUGUAGCAAAUGUCCGAAAGACUCAUCAG